UUUAAAACCUUUAUUUAUAAAUUUCUAUACGAGCGCUUUCCGUAACAUAAAAGCGUCGUGCAUGACGUUAUCACAACGCGACGGCGCUAACGUUUGCAAAAGUGCGCCAUGGUCAAACGGCUGAAAUCAACACAAACCCUCACAGCUAAACACACGGAGGAAUUAUUUUACAGUCCUGUCCUCUUUUCUGCCACAAAGUAAGAACAGCGAUUGUUGGAUUGAAGAUAAAGUGUUCAUCUGUCCAAAAAGCAGUUAAGUUUAAACCUGGUCUAGCUUUGAGAAUCAUGGACAGUGAAAUUCAGCGAGACGGCAGAGUUCUGGAUCUGACAGACGACGCAUGGAGGGAAGACAGGCUGCCCUAUGAGGACGUCACCAUCCCUCUGAGUGAACUCCCUGAGGCCGAGCAGGACAACGGGGGAUCCACGGAGUCGGUGAAGGAGCAAGAGAUGAAAUGGACGGACCUUUCCCUGCAGAGCCUACACGAAAACACUCCGAACACUGGGAGUUGAAUCACCACUGACUGGACUUGGACUGUGGAACCAUAGCACCAGCUACGUUCAACCUCACCUGGUUUGAUGUCAGUGCAUUGAAAUAUAGUUUGACUGUUUGUAGUUUUCU
Molecule: messenger RNA, 618 nt
Organism: Nerophis lumbriciformis (worm pipefish)
Lineage: Eukaryota; Metazoa; Chordata; Actinopteri; Syngnathiformes; Syngnathidae
Gene: anapc13
Product: anaphase promoting complex subunit 13
Biological process (GO): protein K11-linked ubiquitination
Cellular component (GO): anaphase-promoting complex
Source: RefSeq, a predicted model, not a curated record